Messenger RNA from Dichotomopilus funicola, 1158 nucleotides. RefSeq lists its product as uncharacterized. The coding region runs from base 1 to 1158 and encodes 385 amino acids. The record is from RefSeq and is a predicted model, not a curated record. Lineage: Eukaryota; Fungi; Ascomycota; Sordariomycetes; Sordariales; Chaetomiaceae. The transcript is spliced from 5 exons.
AUGUGCCUGUACGAUCACAUACAUGAAGGUGGCCUGGCUUCUUAUGCUUCAGUCUGCAAAGAAUGGAUGGACGUCAUCGAGAAGACGAACUUCAGUCGACUGAGACUGCGGCCAUCCUGCCUGGAUGACUUGAAACACAUGGUCAGUCGACGGAAGAGGCUUGUGAGGCACAUCUGGCUGAACAUAGAGCUCCGAUCAUACACCUGUCGCAGUUGCCAAUGGCCCGAGUCGGCAUCGUGGAGUUCAAGCAAUAACUCCAUCAUCACCACCUGGGACGCAACCGGCGAUGGUCUGACUUUGGAGCUUAGCACACAUUCCCCUAGCGAUGCGGAACACUGGUUCAAGGGCAGUUAUUUCGGAACCGAGGAUGAAGAUGGAAAUGUCAUUUUUGAAUCGGAAAACCAAGCGCAGGAGCGUAUACACGAUCCAAGACAUGGCUGGGUCGACGGCCAACAGGUCGCCUCUCCUACCCAAUUAGCUGUGCAACGACUUUACGGGUGGGUUUGGUUGAGUUUCAAAGAAGAACUCCCUAUACUUCACGUCGUCACGAAGCUUGCGCAUUUACCAAAAGCGCUCAAGAGACUGUCAAUCUUCGAAGAUUACAACGACGGCUUUAUCAAGCUCUUCCAAGGAGCGUCGAUUCUUCAGGCCGACCCUAUCCGGAUCGCGAAUCCUACGGUCAGUGCGGCUUUUGCAUAUAGAAGCCUCGACCUCGAACAAAUUUCUGUCUCAUUCAUGGUCGAUGCUCAGCAUUUUUUCCAAGCGCGUCAGCCACUAUGGCGUUGGAACCGCCUGCGAUCCCUGGUCCUCACGUCGCGAACACUCACUCCAACGGUAGACUGGAGGGACGUUUGCGACCUCUUGAAAGAUGCUGGGGUAGCUGCACUUUACAUGCCAAAGCUGCAGACGAUGGUCUUAUGGAACGGUGGGAAGGGAGAAGCAUGCGCAUUUAUAUACCGCCGUGAUAUUGAGAAGCCUUCGAUUAUCUGGCGUAGUACAUGGGUCAUGAACCUGGGUGAACCGCUGUGUCGCUGUAUCAUCGGCUCCCACGGCGACGCUAUUUCUCAGUUGGGCUUGCCCCAUGAAGUGAUUGAUCCUGUAUCGUUAUGGCAGAUACGGAAGGAAGGAUCUAUGGGCCGGAGCAGAACUGUACCAUAA